Aspergillus tubingensis is the source of this 1782-nucleotide messenger RNA. Its product is annotated as Zn(II)2Cys6 transcription factor. Gene Ontology annotation, biological process: DNA-templated transcription; regulation of DNA-templated transcription. The record is from RefSeq and is a predicted model, not a curated record. Gene Ontology annotation, molecular function: zinc ion binding; DNA-binding transcription factor activity, RNA polymerase II-specific; DNA binding. The transcript has a single exon. Lineage: Eukaryota; Fungi; Ascomycota; Eurotiomycetes; Eurotiales; Aspergillaceae. Bases 1 to 1782 code for a protein of 593 amino acids.
AUGGAUCAAGGUCUCCAACAAAACCCGUUUAUCUCCGUCAAGGACUCCGGUUCUGCCAAAAACUCGGGCCCGUCGCUGCUUGCCUGUCUGCUGUGUCGACACAAGCACCUAAAAUGUGAUGGAAAGACUCCUGUCUGCGGUCGCUGUUCCGCCACAGGCUCUGAAUGUCAAUACACCCCGUCGCGUCGCGGGUACAAGGGCCCCUCGAAGAAGCGUCGAGCCAAUCCAUCCUCCCCCGAUCAACUCCCCGCCGACAUGUCGACCUCCUUCGAGCCCCAAUACUUCAACGUGCCGUCCGACUGGACUCUGUCGAGUAACAUGCCCAUGUCGUAUGCGGUGGCAGCCGCCACCACCCCCGUGCCGACUUCCUUGCCCUCCUCGUCCUUACCCUCCGGCAGUCCCGCUCUGACAGAUAACUCUGGCUCCUCGCACUCGCAGACGGUCGGCGUCACCAAUAGCCCCAUGACUCCAGACUCGAUCUCUACCAUUGCAGGCGAUGGCUAUCUUAUCGACAUCUUCUACACCUAUUUCCAUCCUUCCCACCCGGUCUUGCCGCCCCACCGUGUCCUUUACCGCAACCACGUGCCUGCGUUCCUGGAGCAUGUCAUCAAAUUCAUUGGGACCCACUUCACUCCGGCCGCCAACAGUGAGACCUACCGGCCGACGGUCAUGUCGUCCGUGAUGGACCAGGAAGGGUCCAUUGAGAAAUUGCAGGCCCUGGUGCUCCUCGCCAUUGUCUUGCAUUCCCGCAAUGAGCGGCAGAAGGCGGGCGAGUGCGUGACGACAGCUGUCAAUCUGGCCUUCGAGUUGGGAUUGAACAAAAGAGACGCUGCACCGCAGCUCAGCUAUGGCGACCCGGUGCGGGAAGAGAGCUUGAGGCGCACCUGGUGGGAGCUCUUCAUCAUUGAAGGCAUGCUCACUGCACUAGGUGUUCAGCCAGCUUUCCGGUGCAAUUCUGGGCCGCUCGAGGUACCAUUGCCCUGUGAAGAGCGUAUCUACCAAGAUGCCCUCCCACCUCCGCCUGCACCCACUAUUGCGCAAUUCGACGAGCGUGUUUUUGCAGAUGAGGAGCGAGACUUCUCUUCCUUCACUUACCGAAUCGAGGCCGUUCGCAUCCUGGGACGCGUAGUGGCCAUCCAAGACAUGAUUGAGGGCCAGCAGGACCAUGUCGAGGCCAUUGACGCACGGAUUACCAGUUUCUUCCACCACCUGCCCGAGAACAAGGCCGAACUGCUGCGCUCGGACGGGUCCGUCGACGAGAUGAUGUUCCAAGCGACAAUGAUCGUCAACGGCUCUGCGAUUUACCUCCAUUUCCCGCGAUCUGAUCUGCUGUCUUCCCCCGCGGUGGCAGCGGAGGUUAUUUGCGGCCAUCACGGGCCGCUGAGCAUUCCCGCCUUCUCGCAUCAUGCGCAUGCCAUGAAGGCGGUCAAGGCAGCCAGCGAGAUCUCCUCGCUGGCGUCUAUUCGCAUGCCAGUUGUGAAGCACACGCCUUUCUUCAUUUGUGCGCUGGUUCUCAGCUCCAUGGUGCAGUUGGCCGCGUGCUCUGUCAAGGCCGGGCAGAUGCCCGACCCCAGCCGUGAUCGGCUGACGCUUACCAUUGGCGUUUUCAAGACUCUGGGACGGACCUGGGCGAUUUCGCAAACGAUUAUGCAUCAGAUCAAGGCGGUCGCCCGUGAUGUGAUGGACCUUGGUCUUCGGCCUACCAUGCCUGAAAUUGAUCUGACCACGGUCCUCGACAACAGUCGGUUUUGGAUACCCGACCUCCUUCCAAUGGCCAGGUAA